Molecule: messenger RNA, 4669 nt
Organism: Physcomitrium patens
Lineage: Eukaryota; Viridiplantae; Streptophyta; Bryopsida; Funariales; Funariaceae
Source: RefSeq, a predicted model, not a curated record
GCUAAUUUCAACUUCAAAAUGCACUCAACUAAUACAUGUACUAACUGAAUUUUAAGCCGAUGAAUAGUCAUGUGAAGAAGAUGAAGAGGCAUGUGGAGGAGGUGAAAGGUAACAGGAUAAGUAAUUUUGCAUAGCAUUGACUCAUGUUCAGACCUGAGGGGACACUAUAUUUCUGAUACGCAAUCAGAAUGCUGUACAGAUGAUAGUAUCAGAUUCAUGGACGGAUUGCAAAGUAAGUGUUAACCUUAAUGACGGCAACCACCCAGUACUCGUGUUAUUCCAUGGUUGCUGCGAGUUUUUCUCUGAUCAAGAGCAGUAGACGCCAUUCAUGGCUUCGACGCAACAAGCUGCUAACGUCACCUAUUGAUUCUGCGCCAAAAUCCACAUGGCCGAAAGGACGAAGAGAAAACUGGUGGCCAGAAAGAAGUGGGAGAAGGUUGCGAUGGAGUCUGCGGUGUACCAGUUUCCACCAGUACAUACGUUUGGAUUUUCUGGAAUCCGUUGGCGCCUCUCUCAGAUUGCAAGCUUGAAUAGUGAAACCGUAGUUUUUGCAAUUGGCUGUGGCCUUUAUAAGUACAGAGACUUCUGUUCGGUGCCACUGCUUCCUGCUCAAGCUUCCACUGAGAAAAUCAGUUGCAUGACUGUGUCAGAAUCAGGGCGCCUCAUGGUUGUGUGUGAGAAAUUAAAAGGUGAACCGAGUUCGGUUACUCUAUUCAAGAUGGCCAAGAAUCCUAUAGUUGUAACAAGGUAUUUUAUCAAUGAGCAUGAAGAGAUUGGAAAUGUUGGUCUUUCCAAAGACGAAAAACAGAUCGUGGCUUUGUGCAGUCCUGCUUCUGAUGCUAAACUUUACUGUUGGAAUUUGGACCUACCGAUGCCAAGGUUUGUCAUGCAUUAUCCUCACAAUGUUACAAGAAUCUCUGUGAGUGUGGGGAGUGCCGACGUCUUCGCUGUUACUGGUCCUGGUGCCAUCAAAAUUUGGAGCAUAGAUGAGAACUUGAUAGAGACAUACGACGACAUUGCAGGCCUCGAAGAACCUGGCACAGGAGUCAAGUGCAUCUUGACAGAUCACGUUUGGCUUAUCGAUGAUAGCAUUGCCAUUUCAACAGAAAAUAAAGUGAUCUUUAUUGUUAAAGGGGGUGAAGUCAAAUACAAAUUUCUUGAUACUGGGCAUGUCUUAUGCAUGGCUGUCACACCUACCGGUUUCUAUGCUGGCAGAAAGGAUGGUAUCAUCAUGCAAGUUGGUGGCUGGGAUGUUGUAAAAUCAGAGUACAGUUUAAGAUCAACUAGGCCUUACGGAAAGGGAAUCACCAUGAGUUCUGUGUCACGAGAAGAUUUGCCAAUUACAACAUUGGUGGUGGCGCCGAAUGAUCCAACCGUAUUGUACGUUGUGGAGGCGGAGAAAGUGGGGCGGCUUCAGCUUAAUCCACAAUUUGAGGAAGGGACUCUCAAUCAGACUUCAAACUAUACUGAAGAGGGGCUUCUAAGUCCCGUCUUCGAUGUGGUCGAUUAUCCCAUGCCAGUGUUUACGAUAUCACCAGUUACGGAUAUGGAUAUCUGCCGAAGUCGAAUGAACAUCGCCACAAGCCAUCAGGACCAGGUGGUGCGGAUAUGGAGCUAUGCUCGGCUUGUCUGUGAUACCACAUAUCCGUGUGAUGAGGAAAUUCAGGCUGUGUCCAUCAACAAUUAUCAUUUGCUUGUGGCUCUCGGAAGAGUUAUUAAGAUAUUUUUUCUAAUGUCAGAUAACAUUGUACCGAUAGAAGAUGUAAGGCUGAAAAAUGUGCGAGUGAUGAGGUGGAGUCCCAGUUGUGCCAUUGUGGCGGUUGCUGCAGGCAAGGACAUCGUUCUGCCCUCUUCAACCAACUGGAACACCAUGGCUACUCUUAAGGGUCACAUUGGCACUGUUACUUCAGUGGCAUGGUCUCACGAUUCCAUCUAUCUUGCUACAGCAGCAACGGACGGAGCUGUCCUCGGUUGGUUUAUGGACGGUUUCUGGAAAUAUUCGGAAUGUGUGACGAUAGGAUCUCUUUAUUCUUCUAUCGUAUAUGACCGAAGCCGGAGAUUCGUGUAUGCAUGUGGAUUAAACAUUUCUCUUCGAGCACUGGACACUGACAAAAAAAUCGCCAUUGAGCAAACACUGCCUGAAGAGAUAAACUCUGAUGAUGAAAUUCCACCAGUGACUGACGAGGAAGAUGAGAAUUUGAGUGGCUCUUGUUGGGAGCACCACAUAUUUAGAGCUCAAACCUCCUAUGAAGCAGAACCGAAGGGAAUAACGAAAAUUGUAGGGCUCUUUCAAAACGUGAAACUAUGUGGAAGCGGAUUGCUUUGCGGUACAAAUGAUAGUGGAGAGUUAGUACUUUAUGCAGCGCCACUUUCUAAAGGUUGCUCUCCCACUUGGGUGGAGCCAAUUAAUGCAGGUAAGACUACCUCCUUGGCCGUGGACGAGAACCAUGACUUGAUUGUGAUUACCUCGUCUCAAGGCUCCAUACAUCUGCUUACUGUACAAAAAUUGCCCUGGUCUAAGGAUCUGCCUGACCCUCCUGAGCCCCGUGGCUUUCUCCCGGUGGACGAGAAUUCGUGGGUUGACAUUCUUGCAGUUUACAAGGACGACCUCGAAGAAAGGAAGCAGAAUGUUCAGGACUUUGCGAAGAGAGCCAAGAAGGAACGAGACGAGAUGUUGUACAGGGACCACAUGCUAGAGCAAGAACACAUCAAGACAAUGAGAGAGAAGGAUGAGCUCAGCGCAAAAAAAGAGAGUGAGUACGAUUUCCGACUUCGGCUUCUCGAGAAGCGUAUUCUGAUGGCAGAAAGUGAGAAAGAAUCACAUAUUCAGGGUCUGCUGGAAUCCCAAGAAGUCACGUUGAAAAACAUGAACGAGGAUUGUGAGAGGAGGAUAAUCAAAGAAGCCGAAAAAGCAAAUGUACUGAGGUCCAAGGUGCAGAAGGAAUUGCACAGAUUAAAAGAUAUCAUGAAUGGCAGGCAGAGAGCAUGUGAUGCGAAACUUCAGGAUAUGAAGCAUGAGUUAGAGGGUGCACAAUUAGCUGCAGACAAGAGAGUUGAAGAAGUGGUGGCCAAGUGCGACGCGGAGAUACAGAAGUGUAAACUAGCUCUAGACAUGGAGUUGAUGUUCAAUGAUGAAGAAAUUGAGCAGGCUCUGAAGAAGUAUGCAACGGAUCUAGAAGAUCAGCGUAAAAGGGUGGAGGAUGUUUUUGGGAAACUGUCCUACGAGAAGAACAUCAUUCUUCAAUCUCAAGCUAUCAUUAAUCAAGCAACAGCUGCCGAAGCUGAACACGAUGAUAAGCUCCAUGAAGUUCUCAUGGAAAAUUGGCGGUUGAAGAAAUUGGUAUUAGCAAUUGACAAGGACCGGGCGUGCAGCAGAAGUUGGCUGCUGGAAACAGAUGAGAGGAACGAAAAUGUACUGGCCAGUCUUCGAGAGCAAGAAUCUCACCAUAUCAUUUACGAUUACAAGAUAGACAAGUUGACGCGGGAGAAGAAACCUGUUGCAGAAGAGAUUCGACAUCUUCGCUCUUAUUUGGGCAAUCUUAAAUCUGAGCAGGUAGUUGGAGCUUCCGUGAUUCAGGGCCUUGACCAGCUUUGUGUUCAGGCUGAUCAUCUCCUGGAUUUGAAAGACGUCAGGACAGUUGAGAAGGAUUUGAAGGCAAAACUGUCGGUAAACGCGGUCAAUCUGAAAAAAAUGCUGGAUAAGGCCUUGACAGUAGAAAUUUACGUCAAUAAUUUCACUGCCAAGUUGACACAAAUUAUUGAGGAGAACGAACAAGGAAAAUGGCCAGAUCUUACCAAGGAGCUCUAUGACACUUACGUGAACGAUACGCAUCGACAAAUGAAUCCUGACUGCUUGUCAGAGAAAACGGAGAUGAAACAUCAAAGAGGUGUACUCCAGAAAUUUGUGAAAAUACUUCAAACGGCGAUCCUACGAAUAGACAAAGAACAUGCUUUUGCAGCAAAUCGCUUAGUGCAGAAAAACAUUGCUUUACUGAAUGGCUUCUCCGAGGCUAACAGAAACGCACAACGCUUGAGUUCUAUUCUGAAGGAUCUUCAGGGUGAAGAAGCUUACUACAGGGCAGUCGCAGCCAAACAUAGGUAUGUGACAGUUGCAGCCCUCACCCAGAUGUCACAGAAAAGAAAAUCCAAGAUCCGCAAAGCCAGUAAGUUUAGUCGAUCUGCUUCCAAAGCCAAAGCAUCUGCAACUCCCGCUACGCAGUUUCCAGCUCGGCGCUCGACAAGUUCCAGUUUUUGUUCGAGGAGCAGCACCGCAUUGGGAACAACAGCAUUGCCUCAUCCCACCACGAUAGAGCCUCCCCAAACUACAAUGCAGAAGAAGCUGGAGAGGCAACGAGCCAAGUCCAGCAUAGCGAUGUAUGGUUCGAUAAGGCACCCUGACAAUGCCCUGGCCUUGCUUGCCACGGAGUCGGAGCUGACGAAGAAAGACCAAGACAUCAAGCAACUGCAGAAGACUCUCCAUCGUCUCAGCAUCGAGGUCGGCAAGUCUGUUGCAGCAUCGCCAAAUUAACUGAACUAAGAUCAACUGAGUAAAUGUUAACGGAUGGUCAUAAUUUCCUACAAAACCUGAGUUGCCCUCAAGCAAUUGGAUGGUUAUCGCUACCUACGGAGAGAUAGUUAAGAAUAUGGUCUACUAGUCUCUGUGUCUGUG